Gadus macrocephalus (Pacific cod) is the source of this 3553-nucleotide messenger RNA. RefSeq names its product RecQ helicase-like 5 (gene recql5). The transcript is spliced from 18 exons. Gene Ontology annotation, biological process: double-strand break repair via homologous recombination. Lineage: Eukaryota; Metazoa; Chordata; Actinopteri; Gadiformes; Gadidae. Gene Ontology annotation, molecular function: four-way junction helicase activity; 3'-5' DNA helicase activity; nucleic acid binding. Gene Ontology annotation, cellular component: chromosome; cytoplasm. The coding region runs from base 24 to 2897 and encodes 957 amino acids. The record is from RefSeq and is a predicted model, not a curated record.
GGGACCGGGAUGUGUUUGUGUGUAUGCCCACCGGAGCAGGAAAGUCUCUCUGCUACCAGCUCCCUGCAGUCAUGUCUAAAGGCAUCACUCUGGUCAUAUCGCCUCUCAUCGCUCUCAUUCAGGACCAAGUGGACCACCUCCGGGAGCUGAACAUUCCCGCCUGCUCCAUCAACUCCAAGCUUCCGGCCGGGGAGCGUCGGCUGAUCCUCACGGACCUGGAGAGCGAGAGCCCCCGUCUGAAGCUGCUCUACAUCACCCCGGAGAUGGUGGCGUCGCCGUCCUUCCAGCCCUGCCUGACCGGCCUGCUGUCCCGCCGGCUGCUGUCGCUGCUGGCCGUGGACGAGGCGCACUGCGUCUCCCAGUGGGGCCACGACUUCAGACCCGACUACCUCAAGCUGGGCAAGCUGCGCAAGCGCCUGAAGGGGGUGGUGUGCGUGGCGCUGACGGCCACGGCACCCCAGAAGGUGCAGAAGGACAUCGAGGAGUCUCUGCAGCUGCACGCCGUGCUGUGCUACACCACGCCCGUGUUCCGCAGCAACCUGUACUACGACGUCAUCUUCAGGGAGGCGCUGGAGGAGCCCUACGCCCACCUGCACGCCUUCGUGAAGGAGGCGCUGGCCGCCGGCGGGGGGGAGCAGGGCUGUGGGAUCGUCUACUGCCGGACCAGAGACAACUGUGAGACGGUGGCGUACCAGCUGACCAAGCUGGGGGUGCUGUCCAAGGCCUACCACGCAGGUCUGAAGACGGCCGACCGCUCGGAGGUCCAGAGCGACUGGAUGCAGGGCAAGGUGCUGGUCAUCGUGGCCACCAUCAGCUUCGGGAUGGGGGUGGACAAGGCCAACGUCAGGUUCGUGGCCCACUGGAACCUGGCCAAGUCCCUGGCCAGCUACUACCAGGAGUCGGGGCGCGCGGGCCGAGACGGGCGGGCCUCCUCCUGCCGGACCUACUACUCCCCGCGCGACAAGGAUCAGCUCCUCUUCCUCAUCCGCAAGGAGGCCGGCCGCAAGCAGGGGAAGCGGGGGGCUCAGAAGGAGACGGACAAGUCGGGGAUCAAGGACUUCGAGGCCAUGGUGUCGUUCUGCACGCAGGAAAGCUGCCGUCACGCCACCAUCUCCAAGUUCUUCGGCAACGCGCCCCCCAGCUGCUCCGGGGCCUGCGACUUCUGCCGCGACCCCAGGAAGGUGCGGGCGCAGCUGGAGAAGGCGUCGGCCGGGACGCGCAUCGCGGGCGCCCAGAGCCACGCCCCCCCGGGCGCCUUCGGCUUCGACCGCGACCUCUACGCCGGCGGCAGGAAGGGCUACGGCUUCGAGAGGCACGAUGAAGAGGGCGAGGAGGGAGGCAGCGGCGACGAAGACCCUUUACUGAGGAAGAAGCAGUUUGGCAACCUCUUCAAGAAGCAAAUGAACCUGCGCAAGGUGUCUGAAGGAUCCAAAGAAGACUUUACCCUCCCAGAUGAGGACUGCCCGUUAAGGGAUGCCAGCAGCCGGAAGGUUCCACGCCUGACCGUGAAGGCCAGGGAGCAUUGCCUCUCUCUGCUGCAGGAAGCGCUCUACGGCCACCAGGGGGCGGAAAAGACCUACAACGAUGUGGUCUCCCUCUCCGUGGACCUGGAGUACGAGGUCUUCAAGAGCAGCAAGUCCUCCAACCUGUACAAGGCCGGGGUCCUGAAGAAGGUGUCGGAGGUGAAGAAAGGCGCUGCCAUGACGACCGCCACGGGAAGAGCAGAAGAAGAGAAGGAGGGCGGGGCCUCCGACCGGACCAGCAGUGAUUCUGGUGUUUCCAUGGCGACGGGGGUGGACUCCUCCUCCUCCGGGUCGAGCUCCUCCCAUCAGCCUCUGGGGGAGCUGGGGGGCUUCACCACCGCCUACCAGGUCUACUCCCUGAAGCGUAAGCGGGUGGGGGCGGGGCUGCGGGGGUCCUCGGACCCCUUCCAGACGGCCCGGGAGCUGCGGGACGCCGGGGGCGGGGGCUUCCACCCCGACGCCCCCGGGGAGCCUGCUGCCGCCGCGUCGUCGGGGGCGACGGAGGUGAAGGACCCCGUGGGCGGGGCCAGCCGGGCGGGCCGCGCCCCCAGCAGGAAGCAGCAGAAGAUGGAGGAGGCGGCCAAGAACACCCGCAGCAUCUCGCUGUACUUCGGGGGCGGACCCCCGGAGACCGCCGGGGACGUUCCCACGGCAACCGGCGGUCCGCUGGGACACCCGCCAGAGGCAGAAGCCGCUCCGCAAACAGACGACGACGACGACGACCCCGCUGAGUCGGUUGCCAUGGACACCGCCUUCGUCUCCGACGUGGUCGUGAUCGAGGAUGAUGAAGACGACGACGAUGAUGUGAUGGAGGUUCCUGGGACGGAGGGCUGGGCCCGGCUCGGGGGCUCGGCUGACCCGGACGAGGAGAAGCCAGCAGACCUGACUCCUGCCGACGAGGAGCCCGGACCUCCUCCCGCCCAGAGGCCCUCAGGUGACGGAGCUGCCGGGCGCGGUGAGGCCCCGCCCUCGGCCCCGCCCCCGGCCCCGCCCCCGGCCCCGCCCCCCGCCCAGCAGAGCAGGGAGGAGCCGGAGGACGUCUGCAGGCGCAGGGUGACCUUUAACCCCCAGGUGGAGGAGAGUCUGCUGAAGGUCAGCGACACGCCCCCCAAGCCGGCGACCCUGAAGGAGGUAGCGGACGUGGUGGUCCGCUGCCUGGACCCCUUCUACAAGCAGGGCAAGUUCUCCACCAAGGAGCUGUUCAAGGCGUUCGCCCGCCACCUGUCUCACCUGCUGGCCGAGGGGCGGAGCCGAGGGAGGGGCCAAGUGAAGGCGGAGGCCAAGGCGCUGAUCCAGCAGUUCUUCGGGGGCGUGUCACGCUGCAAGGCGGAGGCCGACUGGGCGUUCCUCCGCGCCCCCCAGGGGCCCACGUAGCGGUGGGCGGCCGCGUGCUCUUCAUCAUCAGUGCCUCCUCUUCCUCUCGCGACUUGACGAGGGAAGUCCUGCCCCCCCCUCCUCCCGCCACCUCCUGUGGUUCUGCUGCUCGGACACGACCACACCGAACCCCGCCGACGGCCGGCGGCUUGAACACCGACUCACGUAGAGCUGACAGACGUUAGCCAGACUUUAGCCAGAUAUUAGCUGGACAUUAGCCCGAUGUUAGCCAAAUAUUAGCUGGACAUUAGCCCGAUGUUAGCCAGAUAUUAGCUGGACAUUAGCCCGAUGUUAGCCAGAUAUUAGCUGGACAUUAGCCAGAUAUUAGCUGGACAUUAGCCCGAUGUUAGCCAGAUAUUAGCCAGAUAUUAGCUGGACAUUAGCCCGAUGUUAGCCAGACGUUAGCCGGACUUGAGGUUGAAUGAUGACUCACUAACCCAGAAGCGUUGUCUUGUUGGUGCUCAUUGCUGCUGGCAGCGGCUGACGCUCUGGAACCUCUGGAACGUUCUGAAACCAAACGAACAUAAUGACCAGCGGCGGACGGUUCCACCACACAGCUCGUUACCUUAAUUAAAACCACACUGCUCGUUACCUUAAUUAAACCCACACAGCUCGUUACCGUAGGUAAAGCUCUGUGUGUAUAGCAGUCCUUCUAG